Macrobrachium nipponense is the source of this 1317-nucleotide messenger RNA. Its product is annotated as eukaryotic translation initiation factor 3 subunit A-like. NCBI's taxonomy places the organism in Eukaryota, Metazoa, Arthropoda, Malacostraca, Decapoda, Palaemonidae. The record is from RefSeq and is a predicted model, not a curated record. The transcript has 2 exons. Bases 111 to 1283 code for a protein of 390 amino acids.
AAAGAUGAUAGCAAUGUUUGCUUAUAGAGCAUUACAACCAUGUCUCGUCCUCUUCUGUACCUGCUACAGAGCCUUCUGCCAACAUUGUUGCCCGAUGUAAUCAAGGACUCAUGGAAGAAGAUAGUUUAGAGGAAAUUUGGAGCGAGGGUAGCUCUCCGCCACCAAAGAAACCAAAAUUUACUGAAAAGACCCAGGAAUUCUACAGUGCUGAAACGAGCUCAAGAACCACUGUUGGGGAACACUAUGAAACAAAGGGGUACUUGGUAGAUACCGAGGGGGCAGCAUAUUGCCCUGAAGUAGCAUAUAAGGAACCAGAAUCUGAGGAAGAAGCACUGAUCGAAAGGUGGUUUGACUCUGAUGUGAAGGAAGUCAAAGUACAGAAGCAGGAGAUAAGUGAACACAGGCAAGAGACAUCAAGAGAAUCCUUAUUCACACAAAAGCACAAAAUUGUGGAGGAAAAAGAAUUUGAGCAGGAGGAAGAAUUCAGGCAGACUAAGGAAUUUGACAUUUGGGGUGCUGAGUCACCACCUCUUAGGUCAAGAAGAGCCAUUCCAUUUGCUGACGAGAAGGAAGUGGGUCUUCCAAAGGCUCCGGAGGAGUCACCAGACGAGGGUCUGAUUGACCGAUGGUUUGUAUCCGAGAGCAAAACCACAAAGAAAGAAGAGAAGCAGACGUACGAAUCUGAAGAAAUAUUCACAACUAAAGAAAAGAGUAUCAAGCUAGAAAGUACAGAAGUAAAGGAAUCUCAGGAAUUUGACAUUUGGGGAGGUAGGGACACUUCUCCACCACUUAGAAUCAGUCAGGCUAAGCGACCUGGCGAAGAAGUUUCACCACCAGUUACACCACCAGAAGAAACCAAGCCUAAAGAAGCUGAGAUUGAUAUCUGGGGUGGCAGAGACACUUCUCCACCACUGAGAAUCAGUCAGGCUAAGAGACCAGGUGAGGAUAUUUCACCACCAGUUACACCACCAGAAGAAACCAAGGCUAAAGAAGCUGAGAUUGAUAUCUGGGGUGGCAGAGACACUUCUCCACCACUGAGAAUCAGUCAGGCUAAGAGACCAGGUGAGGAUAUUUCACCACCAGUUACACCACCAGAAGAAACCAAGGCUAAAGAAGCUGAGAUUGAUAUCUGGGGUGGCAGAGACACUUCUCCACCACUGAGAAUCAGUCAGGCUAAGAGACCAGGUGAGGAUAUUCCCCCACCUUACACCACCAGAAGAAAACCAAGGCUAAAGAAGCUGAGAUUGAUAUCUGGGGUGGCAGAGACACUUCUCCACCACUGAGAAUCAGUCAGGCUAAGAGCCCAGUUGAGGAUAU